AUGGAGAAUGACACUGUUGGCUUUGAGUUAACUCUGGAUGGGUUUAUUAUUCCUCCUGGUGGAAAAUACCCAAUAUUUUUUAUGGGUAUUUUUAUUUACCUUUUUGUUGUCUUUUGCAAUGUCAUCUUGCUAACUUUGAUCAUUUUGAAGAAGAACCUUCACAAACCCAUGUAUUUCAUUUUGCUCAGCCUUCCUCUCAAUGAUCUGAUAGGCAUCAGUGCAAUGCUGCCAAAAGUGCUUUCAGACAUUGUGACAGAGACAAACAGGAUUUACUAUCCUCUCUGUGUAUUACAAGCCUUCUUGAUCCACAUGUAUGGUGGUGCAGUCCUGUUCAUUCUUGCAGCAAUGUCCAUUGACCGUUAUAUUGCCAUUUGCAUGCCUUUACGUUACAGCUCUCUGAUGACCCCCACAAAUGUCGCUUGUGUUAUUGUUCUCAUUUGGGGGCUCGACUUUGUCUUGAUUGUGUCUUUGCUCGCUCUGCAGGCAAGGCUCCCCAGGUGCAAAUCUGUUAUUAUGAAUGUGUUCUGUGAUAACCCAUCGCUCCUGAAGCUCACAUGUGGAAACACAACAAUAAACAACAUUGUAGGAUUGCUUAACACAGCCAUUAUGCAGUUGCUCAGCAUUUCUAUUCAAACGUUUUCCUACGUGAGGAUUCUGAUCACCUGCUUGGUGACAAGAAAGUCAGAAACAAAGACAAAGGCUAUCAACACGUGCGUUGCACAGUUGGUUGUAUUCAUAAUUUUUGAGAUUGUGGGAACUUUCACGAUUUUAUCACACAGGUUUAAAAAUAUCUCACUUGACUUGCAAAAAAUAAUGGGCAUGCUAAUAUUUCUCGUACCACCACUUUUGAACCCUGUUGUGUAUGGGCUGUGUACAAAGGAAAUAAGAAAUGCUCUCUUGAAAGUCUGUAAAGCCACAAUGAUAUCCAUCAUUAAACUGGAGGAGCUGCUGGUUUCUCAUUCUGAGAAGUUGCUGGAAGAGAGGCAGAUGUCACAGAAGGAUAAGAGAUUCAUGGACAUUCUGGAAAAGUCUAUUUGCAUGCAGAAGGAUCAUUAUUGCAUGGACCUACCAUUUAAAGUGGAUGACAUCUUUAUGCCAAACAACCUGUGUAUAGAUGAACAAUGCAUUCAUAGCCUGAAGAGAAAGUUUGCCAGGGAUAAGACUUAUGAAGAGGAAUAUACCAAGUCUAUCACUGAGAUGGUUGAUAGUGGUUAUGCAGAGGUGGUACCACAAAGGGAAAUGGCAUGCACAGUUGGCAAAGUGUGGUAUCUUCCUCAGCAUGGUGUAUACCACCCAAAAAAGAAAAUCCUGAGAGCAGGAGACUUCUCUGAAUUCUAA
This is a messenger RNA of Thalassophryne amazonica, 1338 nucleotides long. RefSeq names its product olfactory receptor 1-like. Lineage: Eukaryota; Metazoa; Chordata; Actinopteri; Batrachoidiformes; Batrachoididae. The transcript has 2 exons. Gene Ontology annotation, biological process: G protein-coupled receptor signaling pathway. The record is from RefSeq and is a predicted model, not a curated record. Gene Ontology annotation, molecular function: G protein-coupled receptor activity; olfactory receptor activity. Gene Ontology annotation, cellular component: membrane. The coding region runs from base 1 to 1338 and encodes 445 amino acids.